ACUCUAGAACCGGUCUCUAGGUCACCAUGGCGACUGGACAGAAGUUGAUGAGAGCUAUUAGAGUUUUUGAAUUUGGUGGACCAGAAGUGCUGAAACUCCAGUCAGAUGUUGCCAUACCAAUUCCGAAAGACCAUCAGGUUCUAAUCAAAGUCCAAGGAUGUGGUAUAAACCCAGUGGACACAUAUAUUCGCUCUGGUACUUACAGUAGAAAACCACUUCUACCCUAUACUCCUGGCCUAGAUGUGGCUGGGAUAAUAGAAGCUGUUGGAGAGAGUGUAUCUGCUUUCAAGAAGGGUGACAGAGUUUUCACUACCAGCACGAUCUCUGGGGGCUAUGCAGAGUACGCUCUGGCAGCCCAUCACACUGUUUACGCGCUGCCAGAAAAGCUGGACUUUAAACAAGGGGCUGCCAUCGGGAUCCCGUAUUUUACUGCUUAUCGAGCUCUGCUCCACAGUGCCCGUGUGAAAGCUGGAGAAAGUGUUCUGGUUCAUGGGGCCAGUGGAGGAGUUGGAAUAGCAGCGUGCCAAAUUGCUAGAGCUUAUGGCUUAAAGGUUUGGGGCACCGCUGGUACUGAGGAAGGACAAAAGAUUGUUUUGCAAAAUGGAGCCCACGAAGUGUUUAAUCACAAAGACGCUAAUUACAUUGAUAAAAUUAAGAAAUCUGUUGGUGAAAAAGGAGUUGAUGUGAUUAUUGAAAUGUUAGCUGAUGUAAAUCUUAGCAAAGAUUUGAAUCUCUUGUCACAUGGAGGGAGAGUAAUAGUUGUUGGAAGCAGAGGUCCUAUUGAAAUAAACCCACGGGACACCAUGGCAAAGGAAUCUAGCAUAAUAGGAGUUGCUCUCUAUUCAUCCACCGAGGAGGAAUUUCAGCAGUUUGCAGCAGCCCUUCAAGCCGGAAUGGAAGUUGGUUGGUUGAGACCAGUAAUAGGUCCCCAGUAUCCGUUGGAGAAGGUGGCCCAGGCUCAUGAAGAUAUCAUUCAUAGCAGUGGGGCUACUGGAAAAAUGAUUCUUCUCUUAAACUGAUUAAUCCGUCCAUAGAUUUCCUGUGUAAUUAGAGGUUUCUUACCUCAGUUUUACGUACACUACAUUUGCUUUAAUUAGCAUUCAUUUGAU
Hippopotamus amphibius kiboko is the source of this 1109-nucleotide messenger RNA. Its product is annotated as zeta-crystallin-like. The record is from RefSeq and is a predicted model, not a curated record. Gene Ontology annotation, cellular component: cytosol. NCBI's taxonomy places the organism in Eukaryota, Metazoa, Chordata, Mammalia, Artiodactyla, Hippopotamidae. Bases 27 to 1019 code for a protein of 330 amino acids. The transcript has a single exon. Gene Ontology annotation, molecular function: NADPH binding; mRNA 3'-UTR binding; quinone reductase (NADPH) activity.